Cololabis saira (Pacific saury) is the source of this 2268-nucleotide messenger RNA. Its product is annotated as deoxyribonuclease-2-beta-like. Gene Ontology annotation, biological process: apoptotic DNA fragmentation. The record is from RefSeq and is a predicted model, not a curated record. The transcript is spliced from 6 exons. Gene Ontology annotation, molecular function: deoxyribonuclease II activity. The coding region runs from base 59 to 1129 and encodes 356 amino acids. Lineage: Eukaryota; Metazoa; Chordata; Actinopteri; Beloniformes; Belonidae.
UCAGAUUUCCCUUUUUUGUUCUCUGGCAUUUUCAUUUCAGCUGCAUACGCCGCUCAGGAUGGUCUCACACUUGGGUUUCUUCGGUUGGUGCCUCCAGAUCACUGUGGUAUCAUGGUGUUGUAGAGAGUGUGUAGCUGACAUUUCCUGUAGAAAUGAAGCUGGUGAACCAGUUGAUUGGUUUAUCAUAUACAAAAUGCCAAGGUACAGAAUUGGUGAGGUUGGCAGCGGGGUGGAGUACAUGUACCUGGAUGCCUCAUCAGGGAGCUGGCAGAUGAGUAAAUUCAUGAUUAACAGCAGUCAGGGAGCCAUGGGGAACACCCUGAAUCAGCUGUACAAGGGAAAAGCUUACAUGUCUAAUAGCUCAGUCUACGCGGUCUACAAUGAUGGACCACCAGUCCUGAAAUACAUGGAAGGAUAUGGACACACUAAAGGGGUUCUGCUAUUUGACCGCUCUCAAGGUUUCUGGUUGUCACACAGCAUUCCCCGUUUCCCCUCCUUCCCUGAGAGGGGCUACCUCUACCCAUCCUCAGGUAAAGUGAACGGCCAGACGGCCCUGUGCGUGACCUACCAAUACGAUCAGCUCCUGCGUAUCGCAAGCCAGCUGGUCUACCUUUUCCCACGCAUCUAUAACUGCUCCGUACCUGCCACGUUCUUGGCAGACCUGCCAGAGCUGGCAAAGUUGUGUGAAGGCUCCAAACUGCCGCUGAGCUCCAACAAGAGGCUACAGCAGCUUUUCUCUCUGGGCGGAGACAAGUUUGUCAGUUUUGCCAAAUCCGAGCUCUAUGUAGAUGAUAUUUACACAGGCUGGGCGGCUCAGGUCCUGGAUGCAGACCUUCUGGUGCAGUCUUGGCAGACAAAAGGUCAUGAGCUGCUGUCCAACUGCUCGCUGCCCAAACACACCAUGAACAUCAAAAGGGUUCGGCUUUCCUCAUCCGUCCUGUUCUGGUCCCUUCAUGACCAUUCAAAGUGGUGCGUGUCGCGACUUGAUGAGGACCAUAUUACCUGCUUGGGCGAUCUGAACAGGGAGAAGGCCCAGCUGUGGCGUGGCGGGGGGCUGAUCUGCUCCUACAACCCUCUGAUUUACAAUGCUUUCAGACAGCUGGUGGAUUGGUACAUUAACUGCAAAUAACAAGAUGAUUGAGUUUGAAUCUGAAUGUAUUUGACUAAAUGAGAAGAUUUACUGUUAGAACAGUCGUCGAUAACCAAAAAACAAUCAAGUUCUGAGCAUCAACAAGUGAACUAAACCCACCGGUUGCUGUUAUAUCUACUUUAUCAUUUGGCCCUCAUGUUAGGUGUUUUACAGUAGGAUGCUGUACAUGUUGUAGCAGCGCAGUAAAAUCAAUAAUUAUUUACUGUAUUGUUGCAUGAAAAUCUUAGAGGGGAAUUAAUUUCAAUAUUGAGACUGUGAUUAUCACAUUUGUUUCACUCACUGGUAGAUGAAUGUUAAGACAUGCCAUCUUGAACUGUUUCUGUGUUGUUUUUGCUGUUAUUUUUUACUUUAAAAGUGGUUUAAAUUAAGGCAUUAGAACUUCAAACUGUCAAAGUUUCUAUGAGUAAUACAGUACAUGAAAGACACAAUUUAUUCAGUUCACUCUAUCCAUUUUUUCAAUCUUUUAUUUUUACACUGAAUAAAAUCCCUUAAUUAUGUUUUUUUUUAGGAACAUCUGAUUGAAAUCUGUCCAGGGUGCACCCCUGCCUUUCAUUUAAAGAUGGGAAUGUUGAAAGAGGGUCAGGUUGGCGGGAUUCUUUCCAGUGACAUCCAACACCCAGACUGUGUCUGCUGAUUAUUUUGGGGUUAUUUUGUUUUAUGGUGGUGGAGAGUUUGGGCACUAUUUACAAGGAUUUUAACUGAAAUAUUACAUGCUUGAGGUAAACAGUGUCACCUAGUGGCAAGAUUGCCACAACAUGACAGAAUUGUCUUGGCUUGUUACAUCAUAUUGCCUUGAGCAUUUACUGAGAACUGAAUAAUAAAUUCUCCGCCACAAAGAACCAAUCGGAUUCAGGUGUUGUAAUGUCAACAUUAAGGAGCUGGGGAGGUUUUUGACUUAUUCUGUGUUGCAUGAAGACAAGUAAUUCAUGAAAAGUUCCCAGUGACACAAGCUCACGUCAAGUGGAAUCCGGUUGUGAAACAACCAUCCAUUUCAUUUCACGUCUUCAUCCAAGACUGAACUUUACCUCCACAAUUUCAACAUGACUCUUUAAUCCUGACCUCUGACCUCUAACCUUGUCUCCCUUUUUUUUCCGGUGUUGUUUCCACCGUGUCUCGUC